UAAUUGAUCAUAAUUGAUGUAAACUGUUUAGUCUAUUUCGAAUGAUUUUGAACUGAUGUAGGCUAGUUCCUCAAUCCCGUAAAAUAUUUGGUUCUGUUCAGUUUCCUAGCUCCCUCAUUGCGCAUGUGCAGAGCAAGCAACAAGGGAUUCGCGAGCCGAUGAAAAUGGCCGACAUGGACACUGAGGUGUGCAGCAAUAGCCAAGAUAGCGGGAAAGGACAGGAGAAGGAGGAUGUGGGGGAUCCGGAGAAGACUGGGAAAGAGGAAGAGAAUGGGGACAUGUCUGGAGAGGAAGAUGAAGAAGACGAGGAGGAAGAGGAGAGCGGCGCCAAGCCGGAGGAGGGGCCGAAGCACAGUGGCGGGGGCGGCAGCAGCAAACGCAAGAAGAAGAAACACAAGCACCGCAGCAAGCACAAGAAGCACAAACGCUCGUCCUCCGAGGAGAAGGACCGCAGACACAAGCACCGCCACAAGCACAAGAAGCACAAGCGCAAGGAUGGCGCUUCCGCGCCAGCCACCAACAGCUCCUCCCAUGUCCCCAAGGGCAAAGGGGACGGUUCCCCCGCCGCCAAGCGGCCCAAGCUGGACGACAUGGCGGUGCUGGAGGACCUGGAGAAGCAGAGGGCCAUGAUCAAGGCCGAGUUGGACAGCGAGCUGAUGGAGGGGAAGGUGCAGUCGGGCAUGGGCCUCAUCCUGCAGGGCUAUAACUCGGGCUCGGAGGAGAGCGGCGAGGUCCUGGAGCGGGCGCGGAACGGGGAGCAGCGGCAGAGGGGCGCAGCGGGGAAGCUCCUCGCCCCCAAGAGCCACGGUGCGGCCCCACAGGCCGCCAAGGACACCAAGCCCCGCCGGGAGUCCACGGACGCCGGCAAGCCUGGCUCCAAGCGCCGCAGCCGGAGCAGGUCGAAGGACCGGGGCGGCAAGCCGCACAAGCCCGAGGAGAAGAAGGGGAAGAGCGGAGCGAAGGCGGCUAACGUGGCUAACGCUAAGGAGCGUGCGAGGGGCCGCAGCCGCUCCAAGGACAGGAAGCAGCGCUCCCGCAGCCCCGCCCGCUCCAAGGACCGAGCCAGGAAGUCCAAGUCCCCAGCCGCGAGGCGCCGGUCCUCCACGGACAGGACCCGGCGGUCGCCGUCCCCGCAGGGCGAGGCAGGGGGGCAGAAGAGCCGGGCCGGAGGUCGAAGGUCGUCGCCCCAGCCGCCGGCGGACGAGAGCCAGAGCCGCGAGCAUGGCGGCCGCAGGUCCCGGUCGCCCGAGCGACGGCGCUCCAAGUCCAGAGACGGGAAACCCCGGCAGCCCGAGGCCGAGAGGGACCGCGACAAGAAACCGCCCAAGUCCCCUUCCAAGGACGCGUCGUCGGGGAAGGAGAACCGCUCCCCGGGGCGCCGGAGGGCCAGCAGCGCCCAGCCGAGACGGAGCGCCUCCCCCCGCAGGAGGGACCGGCGCUCCCCGCCGGCCCCCGAGAGGACUGCCAAAAAGAGCCACUCGCCCGUUCGCACCAAGUCCCCAGUCAGAAGGGCGCGCAGCCGGUCACUGGACCGCAAGCGCAGAGAGGCGGACCGUCAGCGCCCCUCCCCAACAAGGAUGCGGUCGCGGGACGAGUCCGGGGCGAGGCGGGACCGGUCUCGAGACGGGAGCCCACCGCUGGCCCGGCGCAGGCUCAGCCGCUCGCCCCUCAGGCGGAGGUCCCGCUCCCCAAUGAGACGCUCCCCUCGCAGACGCAGCCGCUCCCCGUUCAGGAGGAGGUCUCUGGACAGGGACCGGAUGGGCCGGAUGAGGAUGCGCAGACGCUCGCUUUCCCGGGAGAGGCUGCGCAGACGCAGACGCAGCAGGGACGAGGACAAGUUUAAGGGCAGCCUUUCAGAGGGCAUGAAGGCCGACCGCGAGUCCUCGUCCGAGGAAGUAUUGGAGGACUACGAUGUUGACGAGGAGGAUGAAGAGGCAGUUAUAGAGCAGCGGCGUCAGCAGAGACAGGCCAUUGUUCAGAAAUACCAGGUGGACAACGAGGACAGCAACGCCUCCAUGGCGUCAGAGCCCAGCAGCCCCCAGAGCAGCACCCGCAGCCGCUCGCCCUCGCCCGACGACAUCCUGGAGCGCGUGGCCGCCGACGUCAAGGAGUACGAGCUGGAGAACGUGGACACCUUCGAGGCCAUCGUCAAAGCCAAGCACAACCUCAUCGCCGUGGAGAAGGACGGAACCAAUCCAAAAAAGCCAUCAGCCCCUGAUAUGUUUACAGAAUCGGAUGACAUGUUUGCUGCGUACUUUGAUAGUGCAAGACUGAGAGCGGCCGGUAUUGGGAAGGACUUUAAGGAGAACCCCAACCUCAGGGAUAACUGGACAGAUGCAGAGGGGUACUACCGAGUGAAUAUCGGAGAGACUCUGGACAAGCGGUACGGGGUUUACGGCUACACGGGACAGGGUGUGUUCAGCAAUGUCAUUCGGGCCAGGGACAUGGCCCGGGCCAACCAGGAGGUGGCAGUCAAGAUCAUCCGCAACAACGAGCUCAUGCAGAAGACGGGACUGAAGGAGCUGGAGUUCCUGAAGAAGCUUAACGAUGCAGACCCUGAUGACAAGUUCCACUGCCUCCGGCUCUUCAGGCACUUCUACCACAAGCAGCACCUCUGCCUGGUGUUCGAGCCCCUCAGCAUGAACCUCCGGGAGGUGCUGAAGAAGUACGGGAAGGACGUGGGGCUCCACAUCAAGGCGGUGCGCUCCUACAGCCAGCAGCUGUUCCUGGCCCUCAAACUGCUGAAACGCUGUAAUAUCAUGCACGCCGACAUCAAGCCCGACAACAUCCUGGUGAACGAGUCGAAAACCAUCCUCAAGCUUUGCGACUUCGGCUCGGCGUCUCACAUCGCAGACGGCGACAUCACACCCUACCUGGUCAGCCGAUUCUACAGGGCCCCUGAAAUCAUUAUCGGGAAACCCUACGAUUACGGAAUCGACAUGUGGUCUGUGGGCUGCACGCUAUAUGAACUUUACACAGGGAAGAUCCUCUUAUCGGGCAAAACCAACAACCACAUGCUCAAACUGGCCAUGGACGUCAAGGGCAAGAUGCCCAACAAGAUGAUUCGAAAAGGUCUGUUCAAAGACCAGCACUUUGACCAGAACUUGAACUUCUUGUAUAUUGAAGUGGAUAAAGUGACUGAAAGGGAGAAGGUGACCGUGAUGAGCACCAUCAACCCCACCAAGGACCUGCUUGCUGACAUGGUGGGCUUCCAGAGGCUCCCCGAGGACCAGCGCAAGAAGGUCAACCAGCUGAAGGACCUCCUGGACCAGAUCCUAAUGCUGGACCCAGCCAAGCGGAUCAGCAUCAACCAGUCCCUACAGCACCCCUUCAUUCAAGAGAAGAUCUGACCAACCCUCACACCACCAAGUACAUGGGUCUGGCAGAAAACAAAACAAACAAAAACAUUGAUAAAGUUUGUUACUGCAGAGACUUGACUCAAGAAUGUCUAGAAACAAGCUUAUUUUUUAAGUAGUGUAAUAUUUUUUUUAAUUGAUUUUGAUGCACGUACAUAAAACCUGUUUGUUUUUAUUAUGAGCAUAAAAUACAACCAAAGUAGGGGUCCAAGAAUAUAUGUAUAUAUUUUUCUUCUAAGAUGAUCUAUGAUGCACCCAUAAAUUGGGAACAAUUUGACCUCAGCCUCACUUUUUUUUUUGUUGGGGAAAGAAGUACUACUAUUGUGGUUUGGCCAUCCCAAUAGAUUUUGUGUGGGGAUUUUAGUAGGGAACAAAAAUCCUGAAUUUUGUUUUUGUUUUUGUUUUUUCUUUAACUAGCACUCUUGAACCUUGGAGGGGUGACCAGUUGCUAUAAAUGUAAAUAGGUGACGCAUCUCCUUCUGAUUUCUCUCAUCGGGAAGGUUAAUUUCCAGUAAACGGGUUGCCGAGGUUGCGAGGUUACAUGAAUGAAAUUGAAGUGUCCGAUGACCUUGCUUUAACGUGACCCUGUCUGUUUCUCCUCUUGUUAUGCACACAGAACGCACGCGCGCACUUAGAGGCGCGAAGGGUGUGGCGCGCCUCGCGCGGCCGCCUCUCUGUGUGGCGCAGGCCAGCGUUAGCGCUGCCCGCGUCCGCAUCUCCCCCCAGAUGCGCGCACAGCGGUCGCGGCCGCCCACCCCUGGCGUUGGCCCCCCGUGCCCCCUCUUGAGCACGCCUGCAGGGACAGCCUCCUCUAUUAAAGCAGGUUGCGUACCACUUUCAGUAGACUGAAGGUAAGCUCCCCAACCCAAACUACUUCACAUUUUAGCACUCAGAACAGAAUUCCUGGCCUCUUGGGCAUUAGCUUUUUUUUUUUUGGGUUACGCGUCUUGCAUGUUUCAAAAGGUUUAAGAAGAUGGGGUGGAAAAAUGCAACCUGACAAACAAACUUCUCCGCUCAAAAGCUGUAGGCCAGCAGUUGUUUAAUAUCCGAGGUUUACUGAACAGCUACAGGUCUGUGUGUAAAAUGUUAAUUUUGUUUCUCUUUUUAAAAAAAACUCAAGUGAAUUCAAAUGGGUUUUCCGCAAACCAGUCAAGUAGAAGCGUGGGGGUUGGGGGGUGUUUGCUUUGCUCUCAUGGAGGAAAGCACAUUCAGUGUACUGCUUCUCUCAUUAGAAAUUCUACUCCUUGCAGUUUACAACUUUUCAAAUGUAAAGGGUAAUCUACUGUUUUUUUCCCCCUUAUCCCAUUUUCUGCUAAACUCUCUGUGGUCACAUUUUGGUAUGAAAGGGGCGGCUUUGUACAGUUAAAGUUCAUUUAAACUAUUUCAGUAUUUUCCCCUUCCUUCGUCUUUCCCUUUCUCUCAUGUUUGUGAUCAUGUCUUUUGAUACAGGGGUUUUCCUGCACAGAUCUUUACCAUCUGCUUGUUGCAAGCGGUAAUUGCUUCUUUAAUUUUCUCCUCUGUACUGCUUUGACUGCUAAGACUUUGGGGAAUUCAGGGAAAAAAAAUAAAGGAAGUUAAUUGUAGUUUACACAGAUUGCGCUUUGUUUUUUGUCUUUGGCUACUUGUAAUGUCAGCUGUUCUUAUAUGCCCACUGGACGGUGCAGAACUGUUGUAAAUUCUCAAAAAAAGCAUAAUAAAAUAAAGUUUUUUGUGAAAAACAAAUCCACAAACCAUGGUUUGUAUGUAAAGCGUAACAGUUUCUUGUAGUAAUAUUCAUUUGUAAUUCCUUGUGCUCACUUUGAUUUUCUUUCUCAAGCAUUUAAGAGAAUGUGGUUAAAUCAUUUUGCCUCAUUAUCUUCACUUCUGGAAUCUUCCUUAAACCUAAAUAGACUUUUAGUCCAAGAAGUAAAGAUGCAGGUAAAGAGCCAUGUACUCUGUACCCAAACUCCAUUUUAGUCUGAGUAUAAUAGUGUGGUGUACAGGUGUCAGUAGAAAAACUGGAUUGGUUGUAUUCACCCAACACUAAUUGAUGUUUGUGAUGUUUUUCUCCACUGUUUCCUGUGGUUGCUGAGAGACAGAAACACAGUUAAACUUCCAGGCCUGGAGGCUCUGUCACCCGUCUGCUACAGCCUGGUUCUGCUUUGAGAGAGACAAGAUCUCCAGCUACUUAACAAGGUCAUUUCUGAUGGCAUGUGUAGAUAAGACAUAGACAGGGAAAGUGGUAUACAGUACACCAACACAGAUCUAGAUUUACCAGUAAACAAUACUAAUAUCAGCUCUGGAGGGAACCCAGGUGGUGGCCAUUUUGUCACCUCCAUUUAUUAUGUUCGUGCUACCACUUGUGGUCAAUUCUGCACACCUGCCUGAAAGGGAAGGCAAUGUAUUUCUUAUGAGCAGCAGUUACUCAUGUAGAAAGCACCCAAGUUCUGCCAUUGUCAGUGCUGUAGCCUAAGUGGUACUCUGGCGUUCUCUGUAUGUUUUGACCAAAAGAAGGUAUGUUUUCAUUUCUCCAGAUCAUGUGUGAGGCAACCAUGUCAUGGGGAAAAAACUUGGUCUUGUGCAGGAGCCAGACUUGAACUUUGAUGAAAAUGAGGGGCAUUUACAUCUGAACAUUUAAAUGUGUGGAAGAUUGCCCCACACCUGUAAAUGUUUAUCUGAUUUGGCACUGCUUUGUCGGUUUUUUUUUUCUCGUUUUUUUUUCCCCAGAGUGCAUCUAGAUGCUCGUUGUGUAUUCUCUGUAUUCUAGGCGCAGUCCAGUCGAAGACCCUCACAGGGAACCUCAACUGGACAAAGGUUUCUGUUUUAGAGUGCAGUCUGUUGAGCCUGUGAUGUGUAAAAGAUGUCAUUGUUUUGAUAGUAAUUAGCUGUGUGGGGCCUGUAAGCCACCCGGAAGAUCAAAGCCUCCCGCUAUCCAUCUGAAAUUUGGUUCUCUUCUAUCUGUAUGAAGGGAAACAAAUUUGUUUUGUGUGAAAGCGUUUUAGAUGUGUUAAUUUCCAGAAUGUUAAAUAUAGCAUGUCGGCUGAUUGUAAUGAAGACUGACUCUCCUUUACAAAUUCUUUAUCUGCCAAUAUUAUAAUCAUUUGGUGCAUGUAGUUGGACGUAGUGUACUGUAGAAGCAACUCUGAAACAGUAAAUGUGCAAGUGUGUAUAGAUAAGGUCUUGAAUGCACAAGACAUUGGCUUUUGAAAUGCUCAAUAUUAGUGAUCACCGACAAUAAGGUAAUGCUCUUGUUUUUUUUGUUUGGGACAAAUAUGUUCAUAUAAGUUCAGUUUUAUUACUACAGUAACUGUGCCUUUCUGACUUUUCUUUUGUCUUGUAGGGUAAGUCACCAUUUUCCAGUCCCUUCCUUCUGACCUGAUAUGACUUCAAUGGAGGCUUCAGUGGCAGUCAAGUGAAACUGACUGAACAGUUUGAUUGUUGGCUGUUCUUCUGUAUUCAAUAAAGUUCUACAAAGUCCAGUGAGGAAAA
Conger conger (European conger) is the source of this 6824-nucleotide messenger RNA. Its product is annotated as serine/threonine-protein kinase PRP4 homolog. NCBI's taxonomy places the organism in Eukaryota, Metazoa, Chordata, Actinopteri, Anguilliformes, Congridae. The coding region runs from base 159 to 3350 and encodes 1063 amino acids. The record is from RefSeq and is a predicted model, not a curated record. Gene Ontology annotation, molecular function: ATP binding; protein serine/threonine kinase activity. The transcript has 15 exons. Gene Ontology annotation, biological process: peptidyl-serine phosphorylation; peptidyl-threonine phosphorylation; mRNA cis splicing, via spliceosome.